Molecule: messenger RNA, 2328 nt
Organism: Cyprinus carpio (common carp)
Lineage: Eukaryota; Metazoa; Chordata; Actinopteri; Cypriniformes; Cyprinidae
Product: zinc finger protein 143B
Biological process (GO): regulation of transcription by RNA polymerase II
Cellular component (GO): PcG protein complex; transcription regulator complex
Molecular function (GO): DNA-binding transcription factor activity, RNA polymerase II-specific; RNA polymerase II cis-regulatory region sequence-specific DNA binding
Source: RefSeq, a predicted model, not a curated record
GCCAAUCACAUAUGCGUAUUAAGGAUCAGUUUGAGGAACUCUUCUGAUAUUCAGGUUCUGGGGUAGUAUUUUCUGCAUAGCGUUUCCUGCCCUGGUGCAUGGUGGUCGAACGAAGGGAUUGUUGGAAAAUUUUCGGAGGCAGAUCAUGCUCUUAGCCCAGGUGAAUCGGGACACCCAGGGCAUGGAGUUUCAAAGUGUGGAUGGGGACCCGCAGCAGGUCACCCUUUGCCUGACAGAGGCAGUAACAGUUGCAGAUGACAACAUGGAGGGAAUGGACACAGUGAGUUUGCAGGCUGUGACUCUGGUGGAUGGCUCCACAGCAUACAUCCAGCAUAGCCCUAGAGUUUCUCUCACAGAAAAUAAAAUAAUGGAAGGACAAGUGAUUCAGCUGGAGGAUGGAUCUGCUGCUUAUGUCCAGCACCUACCAAUGUCUAAAACAGGUGGAGAAGGAUUGAGACUAGAAGAUGGGCAAGCUGUGCAACUGGAGGAUGGAACAACUGCUUACAUUCAUGCACCCAAAGAAACAUAUGAUCAGGGCGGUUUACAGGCUGUUCAGCUGGAGGAUGGCACCACUGCAUAUAUUCAACAUAUGCCUCCAUCUAACACUAUUUUGGCCAUUCAGGCAGAUGGUACUGUAGCAGACUUACAGACAGAGGGCACAAUUGAUGCUGAGACUAUCAGUGUGCUGGAGCAAUACUCUGCUAAGAUGGAGGCCACGGAUUGUAGUACUGGGUUACUUGGUCGAGGGGACUCUGAUAGUGUUCAUAUGCAGAUUGUACUGCAGGGUCAAGAAUGCCGGUCAGCUAGAGUCCUGCAUGUUGGGGAAAAGGCCUUCAGAUGUGAACAUGAGGGAUGUGGCAAACUCUAUACUACUGCUCACCAUCUAAAGGUACAUGAAAGAUCGCAUACUGGGGAUAAGCCAUACAUUUGUGAACAUAUGGGUUGUGGCAAAAAGUUUGCAACGGGGUAUGGUCUCAAGAGUCACGUCCGAACACACACUGGAGAGAAACCGUAUCGCUGUCAGGAGCUCAACUGCCUCAAGUCUUUUAAAACCUCUGGAGACUUACAAAAACACACAAGAACACAUACAGGUGAAAAACCAUUUAAAUGUACAUUUGAAGGCUGUGGGAGAUCUUUCACCACAUCCAACAUUCGUAAAGUUCACAUCCGUACUCACACAGGCGAGAGGCCGUACUACUGCUCUGAACCCAACUGUGGAAGGGCCUUUGCUAGUGCCACCAAUUACAAAAACCACAUGAGGAUUCACACAGGUGAGAAGCCUUACGUCUGCACAGUUCCUGGCUGUGACAAGCGUUUCACUGAAUACUCCAGCUUGUACAAGCACCAUGUAGUUCAUACACCCUGCAAACCCUACAACUGUAACCACUGCGGGAAGACGUAUAAGCAGAUUUCGACCUUAGCCAUGCAUAAACGGACAGCACACAAUGACACCGAGCCCAUAGAAGAGGAACAAGAAGGUUAUUUUGAGCCCCCAGCAGAGGCCAUUGAUGACCCUGGGUUAAUGUAUACUCCAACAGUGGUGGAAGAUGACUCUGGGUCUGAGCAGGUGUCAGGAUCAGAGGUCAUGGGACAACAGCAUGUGGCUCUCAUAUCUCAGGAUGGCACACAACAGGUUCUGUCUCAAGCAGAUAUUCAGGCUAUGGGAGGCACGAUUACCAUGGUAACACAAGAAGGAACCACCAUAACCAUCCCAGCACAUGAAGCGAUGCUUUCCUCAGGGGGAACACAUUCUGUUACUAUGGUGUCUGCAGAUGGUACAGAGGGACAGGUGGCUAUAGUGACGCCAGAUCUGUCUGCGUACCAGGCAGAAGAUGGGGAGCUCAUACAAGAUCAGGAACAGCAUGUGGUUUCCACAAGCCCACACCCAGUCACGCUGCUGGCUACUUCUAACGGCACACACAUAGCUGUGCAGCUCAGUGAUCAGCCCUCUCUAGAAGAAGCCAUCAGAAUAGCAUCGAGAAUACAGCAAGGAGAAACACCUGGCAUGGACGAUUAACUCACAUUGUAAACCUUAUCACUGUGAACUAAACGUCACAAGGCUCGGUGUGUGUGUGUGUGAGUGUGUGUGUGUGUGUGUGUGUGUGUGUGUGAGUGAGUGUGUAUGUAUGUAAGUCUGGGUAUUAAAAAUCUGUCAAGCAUCAUAGUUUUUCAUAAUGCUGAUCGCUAUAUAUGAAGAAGAUAUUUUUGUGUGGAUAUGUACAUAACUGUUUUAAAAGUAGAGUUUUUUCUGUAUAUAUUUGAUUAUGCUAUUUUUGCAAGCUGUUAAGAAAAGGUCUACAAUUAUGAUAAAAGAAAAAGAAAAAAUAA